This is a messenger RNA of Nilaparvata lugens (brown planthopper), 3123 nucleotides long. It is a transcript of the gene Nhe1, whose product is annotated as sodium/hydrogen exchanger 8. Gene Ontology annotation, cellular component: membrane; Golgi apparatus. Gene Ontology annotation, biological process: regulation of pH; sodium ion transport; proton transmembrane transport. The record is from RefSeq and is a predicted model, not a curated record. Bases 258 to 2546 code for a protein of 762 amino acids. Gene Ontology annotation, molecular function: sodium:proton antiporter activity. The transcript has 6 exons. Lineage: Eukaryota; Metazoa; Arthropoda; Insecta; Hemiptera; Delphacidae.
GCUGCAGACUGUAUUUUGUCGUCUUGCUUGUGUGCAUUUCAUUUCCCAAAUUAUUAUUGUGAUGUAAUAAUUUCAUAAUACUUGAGUUUGAUAAAAUAAGUAACUUAUGUGUUCUCGUUUGUAUAAAAACUGGUGAUUAAGUGUAGAAUUUAUCAAGUUAGUGUUCUUUACUUCAAAAAACCUUCAAACUGAUUUACAGAGAUGGUGCCGACGGUGGUAAAUUGAUUAUCUUUCUUGACAAAUAUUGUAAUUUAAAGAUGAGAUCAGUAACAUUAUUGUCAUACUUGAGAAAAAACAAGUACAGGUACUUUUCUGUGAUCAUUAUUGUACUACUGAUUUUCAACUUCACCUCUACAAGUGGUGAUAAUCAAGUGAUAAGUAAUGAUAAGGUAUCAAACAAUACUGCUUCAAACAUCAAAUCAAGUGGAACAAUCUCAAGUACAACAACACCAGCAAUUAUACUAGGUGGAGGAAGUCAUGAUCCCAAAAUUGACAGUACUAUUUCAAAGACAGAUAAUAAGCCUGAUGUAACAGAUACAAAAAGUCAACUAAAUAUAAAUAAUAUUCAAGCAAAACCUGCCAAUGAAAUACCAAUAGACCAGAAUGUAUUGAAGCCAAAAGUUCCAGAAUUUACAGGGCCAAUAGUUGGAGGUGCUAAUAAGAAUGGUUUAAUUGAGAGCUUGGCUGGUGUUAAAAAGAAAACGGAUGAAGAGAAAGCUGCAAAAUCCAAAUCUCCUGCUGAGAAUGAAGCAAAGGUUGAUGAAGCAAAGAAGGAUUCUAAAGCAGCUAAUCUUACCUUGAGUAGUCCCUCUGUAGAGCCGAAAGUUAGUGCAUCUACAGCUAAACCUGAAGCUGCAUCUAAUUCGCCAGCUCAUAGUCCCAAUGAUGCAAAUGUGUCUUCAACAACAGUAGCUCCAAAUGAACCGGUCCUCCCAGAGAAAGGCUCCGCGGAAGCAGAACAUAACAGCUCGAUGGCAAUAUUUUUUGUGCUGUGUGUUCUAGCACUGGGUAUUCUUUUAAUUCAUUUCAUGCUACUCACCCAUUUCCAAUAUUUACCAGAAAGUGUAGUUAUCGUUUUCUUAGGAGCAUUGAUAGGACUUCUGAUAAAUAUGAUACCUGAUCAGAAAAUUGGUAACUGGCGCAAAGAAGAGUCUUUCUCACCGACUGCAUUUUUCUUAGUACUACUACCACCAAUCAUUUUCGAAUCGGGAUACAAUCUUCAUAAAGGAAACUUCUUCCAAAAUAUCGGAUCAAUCUUGGUUUUUGCAAUAGCUGGAACAACUAUAUCCGCCCUGAUAAUAGGGGGCGGAAUCUACUUGUUGGGAUUAGCAGAUGUUGCUUAUCGACUAAGUUUUGUCGAAAGUUUUGCCUUUGGAUCUCUGAUAUCUGCAGUUGAUCCUGUGGCAACUGUUGCUAUAUUUCAUGCCCUGAAUAUUGAUCCAGUGCUGAACAUGUUGGUAUUUGGCGAGAGUAUUCUGAACGAUGCCAUUGCAAUUGUCCUCACCACUUCGGUCCUGGAAUCCAACAAUCCGGAAAUGUCGUCAUCGGAAGCUGUAUUGACUGGCAUCAACCGAUUCUGCUUGAUGUUCUUCGCGUCAGCUGGCAUCGGCGUGGUCUUCGCGCUGAUCAGUGCCCUCCUGCUCAAGUAUGUUGAUCUGAGGAAGAACCCUUCUUUGGAAUUUGGAAUGAUGAUUGUGUUCACCUACGCUCCGUAUGCUCUAGCUGAAGGAAUCCACCUGUCUGGUAUCAUGGCAAUCCUGUUUUGCGGCGUGGUGAUGUCGCAUUACACGCACUACAACCUGUCAACGGUGACGCAGAUCACGAUGCAGCAGACAAUGCGCACGCUGGCGUUCAUCGCCGAAACGUGUGUGUUCGCCUACCUCGGCCUGGCCAUAUUCAGUUUCCGGCAUCGGGUCGAGCCGGCUCUCGUCGUGUGGAGCAUCAUCUUGUGCCUGGUUGGACGUGCCUGCAACAUUUUUCCGCUCGCUAUUCUCGUCAACAAGUUUCGCGAGCAUAAAAUCACAAAGAAAAUGAUGUUCAUCAUGUGGUUCAGUGGCCUAAGAGGAGCUAUCUCCUAUGCACUUUCUCUACAUUUGGAAUUCAGUGAUGAAACCCGCCAUGUUAUAAUUACAACUACACUUAUUAUUGUGCUUGUAACAACGCUAUUGUUUGGUGGCUCCACGAUGCCUCUCAUGAAAUAUCUACAAGCUGACAAGAAGCAGCAAGGACGAAGUCGUAGGAAAAGGAAAGACAAGGGUCUCUCUCUGAGUAAAACAAGAGAAUGGGGCCAAACGAUAGAUUCAGAACAUCUUUCCGAAUAUACCGAGGAAGAAAUGGAGGUCAGCUUUCUCCAGACAAGGAUCAAAGGAUUUGCAAAAUGGGAUCUGAAAUAUUUUAUUCCCUUUUUCACUAGACGAUUCACCCAACAGGAGUUGAAGGACUGCAAGUCGCAGAUGACUGAUCUGACAAACCAGUGGUAUCAGGCGAUCAGAAUCUCACCGACCGAAUCAGAGGAUGAUCAGCAGCAUCAGCAUGGACAGAGCUGACGUCUACCUUCCAACAAAUCAGCCUUGCCAUCCAUGGUGUGAGAAAACGCUGAUUUAAUGUAUGUUUGUGGUGCAACAAGCUCAACUUUCCAACACUUGAAUUAUUGUACAGUGUAAUAUACUGCAAUGAACCGGGUGUUUCAAAAAGAAUGACCAUAUUUUAAACAGUUAUAUUAAUUUAUUUAAAAAAUUAUGCUCACAAACCAAUUUUACAUCGAAUUACUCACAAAAGUAUCAAGUUUUUGAUGAUGUAUUAUGAGUGUUCUAUGUGCCCUCCUUUUGAGGCUCGGACGACAUCUAGACGGUAGCCAAACUCAUCCCAGACUGUUCGCAACAUGUUUUCUCGGACUGUAGCUACUGCAUCAGUUAUCCUGGGUUUUAGCACCUCAAUAUCAAGUGCUAAGGGAGGAACAUAAACAUGAUCUAUCAUGAUCUAUAGCUACUAGUUAUCCUGGUUUUUAGCUCCUCAAUAUUAAGUGCUAAGGGAGGAACAACUUUGAAGAUCAUGUUUAUGUUCCUCCCUUAGCACUUAAUAUUGAGGAGCUAAAAACUAGGAUAACUGGUAGCUUCAGUCCGA